GGACGACAGCUGUGACGUAACACAGGCGAUUUUGAUUUUAUGACAUUUCAAGACAGCGUUGAUUGUGUAUAUAAACGCGACGGGAUUUCUGAAAACUUCAGAAAAAAAACACAACCCGUCAGAAGGGUUAGAGCAGCAGGAACGGUUACUUAGGAACGAAAAAAAUAACUAAAAAAAACAAAAAGAAAUAUAUAUAAUAUUAUAAAAAAAAUAAGAAAAAUUAAGAAAAGACGAAAAUACAAAAGACAAAACAAAUUUAAGAUUUGAAAGAGAAUCAAUCAAGAUGAAACUCUUUUUACAAGCAGCUUUAUGUUUCGUUUUCGUAGCAGCAGUGUUUGGACAAGGUUAUGGCAGGAGGCAAAGACGGCCCAAGGUCCUUCGUACAGCAGGAUUUGACCCCAUCUCAGAUCUCUUUGGUACUGGUGUAGGUAGACUUAGAGGAGGUCGGAGGCGCGUUAUGCCCGAUCACAUCAAAAAGAUACUUGGGAGUACAGUUACUGGUGAAGCUAUUGUUGGGGGCAUGGGUGAUUUUCCACGACACGGGGGCACACUAAAUGAAGAUGGACUCGUGAACGGCUGGGGAGCAGACCCUAAUCAACCUAUUAUUUCUGCUGUUGACAUGUGGAGCGACCCUUUGAAUGGAGCUGCAUUUCCAACAGACUACAAUGGUCAAGAAUUGGUCUUUGAUACAAGAUUAAACAGAUAUGUAGUGAAGAAGGACGGCUCAGUUGGACACCAGAUUGCAAAAGAAUCCCACGUUGCUGCAAAAACUGGAGGUAUCAUUUCUGGUGGUGUACCGUCAAGUCACAAUACCGUGAAAGCUGAACAUAACAUUGUCAAAGAAGCAAACCAUAUUGCAAGAAAAACCAUAGGGGGAGUUGGCGUUGUCGGGAGUCCCAUUGGUGUUGAUCCCAUUUCACACAACAUAGAUAAAAAGAUGACUUUUGGAACUGGGUCAGCUGGAACUUUGAUGGAUCCAGUUGGUCACAACAUUGGAAAAUCGACUCUCGGUGCCGACGCUGUUGUCGGUCACAAUUUAGCUAAGACUUCAGGUAGAGCAGUCGGUAUAGGAUUCCUUAACCCUGGCGGUCCAGUUGCUACUCGAAUGGCUCACGACAUCGCCAAAUCAACAGGCGUAGUUAGAGCUGAUCCAUUUGGGAUUGGAAUUGAUCCAUUCGGACAAGUAUCUCAUGGAGCCGUUAAAGCAUCCAGUGGAAGACAUAUUGGAGUUUCCAAGCUCGGUCCAGUAAAUGUGGGACAUGUCGGAUUUGAUGCUCCUGAAGUUAUCGCUCAUAAAGUUGGCAAGGCUACUCUGGGUACAGAUGCUGUGGUAGGUCAUAACAUAGCAAAAUCCUCGGGUAGUCCAGUUGGUAUAGGCUUCUUGAACCCUGGCGGUCCAAUUGCCUCUCAAAUGGAACACGACAUUGCAAAAGCAACAAGUAAUGUUGCUAUUGACCCAUUCGAUACAGUUGGUCAUGAUAUUGCAAAAGCUACAGGCGGAGUUGGCAGACCACAUGUUGGAAUUGUUGGUAAAACAACAAAUCCUGUACACAAUGUAAACAAAGUUGGACAGGCCGGACUUGCAGGCAUGGGUCAUGAUCCACUGGCUGCUUCCCUAGGACACGGCAUUGCAAAACAAGCGAUGGGAGAAGCAGCUGCUGCCGUAGAGAUGGGAUCAAGAGGGGGUGUAUCUGCUGGCGAUCCAAUUGCCGUUGCCGCCACUCAUGGUCUUGUGAGAGAAUCUCUUCAUGUUGCUGGUAAGACUUUAGAUAUGGCCUCCUCUGGCGUAACUGGGGGAAGACGUGUUGGUGUUGGCUUGGACAAUUAUGGUAAAGGCUCGGGCAUGAUUAGAGGAAGUCGUGUUGGCAUGGAUAUCUUUGGUCAAGGUCCGUUUGUUCAUCCAAAACCUGUAAAGAAACCUCCUCCAAAAUUCCCGACUGGAUACGGCCGAAGAAGAGUUUAAACAGAUCUUCAGCCAGGAAUACAGUGCAAUAUCGUCUGCAAUAUUGUCUUCUACCUAUUAUUUUUACUUUAUUAAGUAAAGGGAACGACUUCUGCGAAUCCAGCUCCAAUGUAUCGUUGUGAUAUCUGUCAUUAUUAUUUGUAAAAAAAGAAAAAACAGUAUAAAUAAAAAUGCAAAAAUAAAAA
Messenger RNA from Mercenaria mercenaria, 2148 nucleotides. RefSeq lists its product as uncharacterized. The record is from RefSeq and is a predicted model, not a curated record. Bases 284 to 1963 code for a protein of 559 amino acids. NCBI's taxonomy places the organism in Eukaryota, Metazoa, Mollusca, Bivalvia, Venerida, Veneridae. The transcript is spliced from 4 exons.